This is a messenger RNA of Synchiropus splendidus (mandarinfish), 1071 nucleotides long. RefSeq names its product twist family bHLH transcription factor 1a (gene twist1a). Gene Ontology annotation, molecular function: DNA-binding transcription factor activity, RNA polymerase II-specific; RNA polymerase II transcription regulatory region sequence-specific DNA binding; protein dimerization activity. The coding region runs from base 114 to 668 and encodes 184 amino acids. The record is from RefSeq and is a predicted model, not a curated record. NCBI's taxonomy places the organism in Eukaryota, Metazoa, Chordata, Actinopteri, Syngnathiformes, Callionymidae. Gene Ontology annotation, biological process: regulation of transcription by RNA polymerase II; developmental process. The transcript is spliced from 2 exons.
GAUUUAUCUAAAAAACCAGCCUUGAUUCUCAGCUCAAGUAUUUUCACUGAUGUUGUAGGCCUCACCAAGUCACUGGGACUCGGGUCAGGAGGUGACUGGUUCGGGACAAGACAAUGCGAGAAGAGGACUCCUCCCCGAUGGACAGUGCUGGGAACAGCGAGGAGGAGACUGAGCGUCUAGUGCCGCGCAGAGGCGCGAGGAAGCGACGCGCAACGCGCCGAGCCUCGACCGUGGACGAAGACGAGGAGGUGGAAGCGGAGCGAUCGAGUUUGGUGAAAAAGACGCGCCGAAAAAGCUGUGACGUGGGCGGAGGGAGCGCAGGGAGCGGCGGCAGCGAAGCCAGCAGCAGCCCGACGCGCUCCAUCGAAGACCUGCAGACCCAGCGCGUCAUGGCCAACAUCCGCGAGCGCCAGCGGACGCAGUCGCUCAACGAAGCCUUCACGUCCUUGCGGAAGAUCAUCCCCACUCUGCCGUCAGACAAGCUCAGCAAGAUCCAGACGCUCAAGCUGGCGGCCAGAUACAUUGACUUCCUGUGCCAAGUUCUGCAAAGUGACGAGCUGGACGCCAAAGGAGCCAGUUGCAGCUACGUGGCGCACGAACGCCUGAGUUACGCGUUCUCCGUGUGGAGGAUGGGGGGCGCCUGGUCCUUAUCCACGACAUCCCACUAGCAGGGCUGGUCCCGAUGAUCCAUCACGCAGAUCGUCACGAACAAGCGGAGCAGCCACCUACUCAAGAUUGGAACACACCAAGUUCAGGCCUUGACCAGCUGCUGGGCUUCACAUUCCCUUUGCAUGGGACUGUUAUGUUUGCAAGGGAGCACUUAAAGGACAGAACGGAUAUGAAGAGAGACCACUGCGACUAUGAAUGUUGUGAAAACAAAACCAUCUCCGCGGAACUGCACUGUUUUGAAAGGCAAGAGAAGAACUACAACUCAUUUCACAUUCCUCCGUGACAAUCUCAGACUUGCAGUAAAUGAAGUAUUUAUUCUUUUCUACUAUUCGAAAGAAGCAGUGUGCCCACUCAGAUGAAGGGUAUUUAUUUCUCGGGAAUACCACAGGAUGCUGAAGGAAU